Cylas formicarius (sweet potato weevil) is the source of this 624-nucleotide messenger RNA. RefSeq names its product biogenesis of lysosome-related organelles complex 1 subunit 1 (gene Blos1). Gene Ontology annotation, biological process: endosomal transport. NCBI's taxonomy places the organism in Eukaryota, Metazoa, Arthropoda, Insecta, Coleoptera, Brentidae. The record is from RefSeq and is a predicted model, not a curated record. The transcript has 3 exons. The coding region runs from base 86 to 448 and encodes 120 amino acids. Gene Ontology annotation, cellular component: BLOC-1 complex.
UUGUUCUAUGAUAUUUAAUAUAAUUUUUCCAUGACUAUAGUUUGUUUUUGUAUUUUGUGAUAUUUGAAUCCUAGCAAUAUAACUUAUGAAAAUGUUGUCUUCGCUUGUUAAAGAACACAACAAACAAACAACUAAAAAGGAAAUACAAGAAACAAAGUGGAAAGAAGCAUGUGCGACAGCCAGUGACUUAACACAGGCUCUGGUAGAUCAUCUAAAUGUUGGGGUGGCGCAGGCAUAUUUAAAUCAAAAGAAACUUGAUAUUGAAUCAAAAACCCUACAUUCCAGUUCAUCCACUUUUGCAAAACAGACCCAACAGUGGUUGUGCUUGGUUGAAUCCUUUAAUAAUGGCUUAAAAGGACUGGGUGAUGUUGAAAACUGGACUAGAACAAUAGAAGAGGAGAUGAAGUUAAUAUCAGCAGCACUAGAAACAGUUUAUAAAACCAUGUGAAAUUUACAAGUGUAUAGUUAAUAUGCUUUAUCAUGGCAUAGCUUAAUUUAGAAAAAGAUAUUAAAAUAAAAUUAUUUUGUAUGCGCAAUCUAUUUCUGUUCAAAAGUGUAUUAAAUAAUUGGUUAUUAACUUCAUUAUUUUAAAAUGAUACUCUGGUCUAUAGAUAAAAGAUAAGU